Messenger RNA from Daphnia pulex (common water flea), 850 nucleotides. RefSeq lists its product as uncharacterized. Gene Ontology annotation, molecular function: nucleic acid binding. Bases 74 to 808 code for a protein of 244 amino acids. Lineage: Eukaryota; Metazoa; Arthropoda; Branchiopoda; Diplostraca; Daphniidae. The record is from RefSeq and is a predicted model, not a curated record. The transcript is spliced from 3 exons.
CAGACAAAAAUUAAUCGUCUGAUAAAAAGUGUCACUAAAUUUUGCUGUAGUUAUUUUCUGACAACACUUGAAAAUGUUUCGUACGAAAGUAAAUGAAGACAUUAGAAUAAUUAGAGAAGAAGGGCCAACAAGAUGUUUAAGAAAUUUACAUCAGUAUGUGGAAAAUGUGACCUAUUGUGAUACCCAACGCUUCAGUUACGACGAGAAAGGAAACAUAGGAUUAAAAUGUGGAUCAGAAAAAGAAGAACCAAACACUGUGCUUGGCUGCGUUUGGGGCAUGAUUUCUUUACCUGCACAGGAGUCUGCCAUAUGUCGAGUAAAAGGAAAGUUUGAUUCUAAUCACUACAAAAAUAUUCUGAGGCAGUAUGUGCUUCCUUUGUGUUUGAGUGAACGUAUUGGCCUUGUGCACGACUGGUAUCCUGUCCAUCGCAGCAAAGCUGUUAAUGAGUUUUCGGGAGAGCACAAAAGUAGCAUUUUUGUUGUUGACUGGCCAAAGUCUUUUGGUGAUAUUAUGCCACUUGAGCAAUUGUGGCUGGAAAUGUCUCUCAAGUUUACUGAAGAGAACGUAAAGCUAGCUCUCUGGGCAGUUUGGAGAGAGAAAUCACCUCGAUGUGGUCAAAGGUUUGCACUGCCGAAUUUAUCAAGCAACUCUUCAAGCAAAUUCCCGUCAAACUUCAGCAGGUCGUCAACAAUCGUGGUUCACAAUACGUCGAUUAGUUUUUUUUUCAUUUCUGUAUUUCCACUUUCCAUUGAGGUAAAUGAAAACGUAGGCCACAUUAUGUAUCGUGAUUAUGGAACAUGUCGAUAAAGAUUGGAAUACAAAGAUCUCAUUUCUUCUUUGAAACAGAAA